Molecule: messenger RNA, 3228 nt
Organism: Rubroshorea leprosula
Lineage: Eukaryota; Viridiplantae; Streptophyta; Magnoliopsida; Malvales; Dipterocarpaceae
Source: the annotation of a GenBank genome assembly
GUCAUAUUUCUCAUCAUGUUAGGCAUUUGAAUCUAAUUGGUGGGAGGGAAAUGGUGCCAACAAUUUUAGGAGAUGUUGCUGAAAAGUUGCAGACAUUGUUUUCCAAGCAUGGUGUUUUUAGUGAUGUGCAAGUGGAUCUUAAAAGGUUGCGGGCUCUCAACCUUGAUGAUGCUUCUGAUGCAAAACAAUUGCCAACAUGCUUUGGCAACUCGAAGAGCUUGAGGUACUUGGACAUUUCAGGAACUCAAAUAGGAGAACUGCCCAAGUUCAUCACCAAGCUAUACAAUUUGCAAACAUUUCGAUUCGCAAACUGCAAAUCUCUUAAAAUGCCUACAGGAGGAAUAGGAGAUUUAAUCAACUUGAGGCAUAUUUAUUUCAAUGAUGAAGAGCGUAUGCCUGCAAACCUUGGGAGACUAACCAAAUUACAAACAUUGCCAUUGUUUUUUGUAAGUACAACAAAGGGAUGUAAAAUUGAAGAACUGGGAAGCUUAAGAGGACUCAAAGGAGGACUAGGGAUCCGUAAGCUUGAUCUUGUUGAAGGCAAAUCGGAAGCCGAGAAAGCUAAAUUACAUGAGAAGGCAGUUGAUGUGUUGCAAUUAUGUUGGAGAAAAGAAGGCAAUCGUGAUAUAUUAGAUGAAGAUGUUCUGGAAGGCCUCCGGCCUCACUCAAAUAUAAGAAGAUUGAGUAUUGAAGGCUAUGGAGGUAGAAACUUGGCAUCAUGGAUGUUGAAGAGCAGUAAAGAAUUGUUGUCACUCAACAAUUUGGUGGCACUGAGAAUUAGCGAUUGCGGGAUGCUAUACAGAAUUCCAGGUAUUAGUGGGUUUUCUUCUCUUCAGCAGCUUUCUGUUGUUUGGUGUAAUGAAUUAACUAGUUUGGGUGAUGGUGAUGGAGCAGUACUUACAUCGUUGUCUCUCAAAGAAUUACACAUAUAUCAGUGUGGUAAGUUGAAAAGUUGUCCGGUUAGUGGAUUAUCAUCUCUUGGGCGGCUCUUUAUUCAAUGUUGUGAUGAAAUGACUAGUGUGGGUGAUAGUGAUGGAGCACUUACAUUGAUUUCCCUCAAAAACUUAUCCAUAACUAAGUGUAAUAAGUUAGAAAGAUUUUUGGUUAGUGGAUUAUCAUCUCUAGAGGCACUCCAGAUUUGGCAUUGCAAGGUGAUAAGUAGCAUAGGAGAUAGCCUAUUAAGCUCUACGUGUCUCAAACAAUUAUGUCUGCUAGAGUGUCCUGAAUUGAAGUUUGUUCCAAGUCUAGAAGGACUUGUCUCUCUGAAAAUAGUAAAGUUGAAUGAUUGUGAUGGAUUAGAGUGUCUACCUAGUGGACUCUCAUCCUGCACUGCUCUGGAGGAAUUGACGAUAUGGAAUUGCUGUAAUUUAGUUUCUAUUCCUGAAGAAUUGAAACAGUUACGAUCUCUUGUUGAGUUGGAUAUUCGGGAAUGUCGAAAAUUGAGGAGCUUCCCAGAGGAGAUCUUGAGCUCCCUUGCCAGCUUGAAGACAUUAAGGCUUGGCCCUCUCUCAGAAGAGCUGGAGGAAUUCCCAAAUUUGAGUUCCACUUCCACUUCCACUCCAACCUCCCUUGAAGUCUUGUGUUUGGCUGGAUGGGGAAAUGUAACUCUGCCACAUCAAAUUCAACGCCUCAUUACUCUCAGGCACUUAACUAUCGAAAGCUUCAAUGGAGUGGAAGAAGCAUUAUCGGGAAACCUAUCUUUUCUUAAAACACUUAGAAUUAAGGGUUGUACUGGGUUAAGGCGUCUAUCAACUGGGCUGUUAUCUCUUGAGAGACUCACUUAUUAUUAUUGCCCUAAUCUGGUCUCUUUUCACGGAGAGUUGAAGGAAUUGCAUUCUCUAACCGUUUUAGGUUGUCCGAAAUUGGUGGGCUUGCUAAAGGAGAGUCUCGGCUGCUAUACUAGGUUGAAGAGAUUACAGAUCGGCCGCUUCUCAGAAGAGCUGGAAGAAUUCCCAAGUCUGAGUUCCAUCCCCGCCUCCCUUGAAGAGUUGCUUCUGCACGGAUGGAAGAAACUAACUCACCUCCCACAAAUUCAACACCUCACUGCUCUAAAGGAGUUGAGUAUAAGGGACUUCGGUGGAAUGGAAUCUUUGCCAGACUGGUUUAACAACUUGUCCUCCCUUCGACAACUUCGUAUUUCGAACUGCCCAAACAAGUUAAAGGAAAGAUGCACCGAGGGAAGCGGUCCUGACUGGCACAAGAUUUCUCACAUUCCAUGCAUCGUAAUAAAUGGGGAGAUCAUCCAAGACAAACACUGAGGCAAAGAGAUGUGGUUAAUUACGAGUGAAUGAUCAAUGAGUUGAUGGAGUGAUGAUUUCUAGAAUUCUGGGUUGAAAUUCUACAAGCUUCAACGUUGAGGAGGAGAGGAAGGAAAGCAGCAGUGUUUGCCAAGCCAAAGACAAUUCUGUCUUUUCUACGAGGGGAUCAGUUUUAAUUAGUUCAGAUUUGGGAGGAUAUUCAAUGUCAUUUCUUAAUUGCUCUACUAAUUCUUUGAAAACCGACCAAUUCACGGGAUUGACUUGGAUGAUGUUUAAGGUCCCUCUGUAAGGACAUGUCAUUUGAUUUGAGCCAAAUUGGCAUAAGUUUGCCUGCAUUUCCUGCAAGGUCGUUUCAGCAGUGGUGUGGGUUUGAUUCCAGUAUGUUGUCUCUUGUUUUGUUUGUGCAUAACAGUGUUUUUUCAAAUUAUCACAACCCUCGGUCGUUGAAAAGAGGGAUCCCAAUGUAGGCACCAACCAAACAAUUUUGCAUCUCGUAUUCAAUGUUAUGAAGAACCUGAGGUUUCAGUCUUGAAAAAGGAAUCUGAGGUUGUUUGAGAUUCUCUACUUGGGACUUUGUCUUCAAGCUUUUUGUUUCACUUUUGAUGUUUUUGUACUCAUUUACUAUUAUUUGUUAUUGCAGAUUUGAUUUCUGCUGUGUGGUUUCUUGUUUGUUUCCCAUGAUCACUACUGAUUUUCCUUCAAAAGUAUCCAUAUGGAGUCUUUAUAACUUGUUCUGCAGAUAAACGGGUGGAUGGCAACCAUCAGAGUGCUGCUAAAAUUGCAGACAGAAGCAUCUUUGUUUGAUGUUAUGCUACGUACUCACACAAGCCACAACAAAUACAAAGGACUAUAAGGACGCAGAUCACUUCUUGCCAUGUCCUUUUGCAGUUGUAGUCAUGAACACCUGUCUCCUAUGGUCAUGUUCACAACAGAUAGAAAUACUUGUGUUUUGGAUAUUGAUUCCUAGAUA